AUGACAGAGUCUCUUCCCAGAGGAUCCAGCUCUAGCCAUUCUCUGCUCAGUGACAGUUCCAGCAGAGUCUCGCCAUCCACCGACGGACCUCCUUCAGCUCGGCGAAAGAACGAUGGCAUGCAGCAAAACCUGAACAUCAUCGGCCAUCAUGGCAAGAAUGGGCAGCACGGCCCCCCGGGUACAAACCGUCACGAUGAUUCAGGCAUGGUACUUGAUGCAUCAGAAAUCGAGGCUACCAAUGAUGUCGAAGAACUUCCCUUUGCACGGCCGCCGAAGUUCAAGCCCAAUCAGUUCUCGGGACCACAGCAAAGACUGCCGAUUCAUACUGAGGAUUUCGAAGAUCUGGAAGACCUAGCUAGUCUUCAAGACGAACGUCCUCAGAAGCUGAAGUCCAUCUCGCACCAACACCAAGAACUUUCAGGUCGGCGCCAUGGUGGUGGCCGCCAUCGCAAGGACACGGAACAGUCUGAUGGUAUGAACACUGGUGUCAAUGCCGAGAAUAGAAACGGUUCCCCCGUUCAUGAGGUCCACUCUGGGAAGACCACGGACGCGGGUAAAGACCACACAAAUGUCGAGAGCCAAAUGUCAGUCAAUUCUUCCAAGGAGGGGGACUUAGUUCCAUUGGAUGGUCAACCAGCCCAAGUCAAGAUAAGAUCUCGUCAGCGGCCCACGGUGCUGGAACAAAAUCCACCACCUAGUCAAGGUCUGGGCAUCCGUCCUUUUCACGAUGCGGACAAUAGCUUGCCUGGUGGCCUAGGCCGUCAACAGGACCAGGAAACACCCCAUGUGGAAGUGGCCGCCACAAGCACACGCCGGAAGCCGGAGAAAGACCGAGAAGUCAGACGGCCUGUCCUUGUUCCGCAGAUGGGCCCUCCAGAAGCCGUCAAUACCACAACCAUCCGCUCGCCCACUGAUCAAGGGGCUAAUGUAACACCUCCUGAGCGUCAAAACGGUCUGCCUCAAGCGAGUAAACAGCACUUCGAAUCGGUAGAGUCCCAGAGGCAGCGCAUGAGUACCCCCCAGAAACAAGACCUGGAGCAGCAAGUAUACAGCAUGCAACAAGCUCACAGAAGCCUCGUCGACAAAUCAUUGCAGUAUGAGAAAAGCUACAACGAACUCGCCGCAGACUCUCAGCAGCGGGCCGCUCAGAUGAGACACCAGGAGAACAGACUGAAUCGUGUGCUAGAGCAGCGAGAUCAUCUUCGGGCUGAGACCAGCAAAAUGCGGGCUGAGCUUGAAAGUUCUAGGAUCAAACAGUCCGAAUUACAGGAGCAUGUAAUCAGGGCUGAGGCCGAAAUCGAAAAGGAGGCGGGCCGAAACCGGAAACAUCGUGAACAGGCCAGCAAACAAACAGAGCUCGAGCUAAUAGCUCUGAAGAAGGAACAGAAAGUGACCAUCGACGGGCUGAAGGCGCAGCUAGAAGCGAAGCGAGACGCCUACGAGAACGAGAAAAGGGCCUUGAAGGACUUGCAGGUCGACUUUACAACGCUCAAAGAACAUUUGUCCGGGGCAGAAGCGAAGGCCAAAGGCUUGGACAACCAGCUGACCGAGAUCAAGCAGAGCAACGACCGCUUUCAGAAAAUUGAAGCAAUUAUGGCCAAGAUCUUCACGGGUAUUGAGAAUUUGGCUGAGAAGUCCGACAAGGCCGACGUGGUGCCACCUCAGAUCGUGAAAAAGCUUGAUGAAAUAGCGGGAUUUGCGCAGCGUGCGUCACGAGAGGACAACGAUGGGACCAGAAAGGUCCUAGAUGCCUUCCAAGAACAGCUGACAUCCAAGAUUGGUGAAAAAAUAGUUGAUAUGACGAAGGGGCAAGAUAUCAUUCAGGGCAAAAUGCAAAGCUUGGAGGAAUGCUUGAAGAGUCAGUCGAGCCUUGCCGAGGCCGAACAAAAGAGACAACAGGAACAACAGCAGCAGCAAAUCACCGAGAAGAGCGCCGAGAACGCGAGGCUUGCACAUAAUCUCGAUACCAAGGACAAACAGGUUACCGAGCUGACGAAGGCUGUCUCCGAGAUGGGCCAGAGGCUGCAGAGAUUUGAAGAGGCUCUGGACUCAGUCGCGCAAGGAGCUGCCUCGGAAACAGAACUUCAGGCAGCCCAGCAGAGUCUGAACACCAGCGAGACUCGAGUCAAUCAACUGAGAGCAGAACUCCAAUCCCAGCGCGCGACCUACGAGUCUGAGAAGACGGACCUUGAGAAGCAGCUGGAAAAGGCCAAGGACGAUUUGAAAAAGACCGAAGACCUUCUCAAGAGCUCAGCGGAGAAGACGGCUUCUGUAGAGCGCGAAUUCAAUGCAGCAUCGGACGAAAAGCAACGCAAGUUGGAGGAGACGGUGAAAAAGGAACAACAAGCUCACCAGGAGCUGAAGCAAAAGCAUGACGAGCUGUUCGCCGAACAGGCUCGUCUCCAGGAGGAAAGCGCAGAGACCUCCAAGCGUGAAAAGGAAAAGUUUGAAAAGGCUGAAAAGGACCUCAAAGUUGCCGAACAGAGGAUCACCAACCUUACCAUGAAGAUCCGCGAGACCCAAACAACAUCAACUACUGCGAACCCGAACGACCUUACAUCCCAACAAUUGGAAGAUCAGCUAAAGAUGGUCAGAGAGUGCCACAGACUGAUGGAAGACAUGCAAGCCGGCGGGAAGGAUCUCUCCAGAGGAAAGUCUGGUGCCCCUGAACCUAGCAACAGUCUGCGCGAUGAGAAGCAACACAGUCAUGCUUCGAGUGAGCAGCAGCACUCUGGGGCCUCAGGCAAUGCAGACGCCGGCAGUAAUAACGAGGAACCCGAGCUUCCCGAGGUGCCAUGCACAGAUCCAAUUAACUGGAAGGACAUUCUCAAAAUCAGCUCAAGCUCGUCGGAUGGUAUUUUGGAGGAAGACAGCCAGCAAAAGAGUGGAGACACCUUGGAGGAGGACCUUCAACGAAAGAGGAUAUUGAUGAAGAGUCCCGUUGAGGCAGCAGACACCGAAUUAGCGGCGCCUUCGGUUUCCCAAGAAAGAGCGCAGCGACACAACUCAACAAGCCAGGGGUCUCAACCCAGAAGCAUUCUUCGACCAGGCUCGAGCUAUACGCCAACGGCAGCAUCUACAGAUACUGCUGAGUCGGCCCGGGAACGUGCUCUCUCUACUCACUCUGGCCACACUGAGUAUAACCGGCCAGUCGGAAGUCGAGAUACGAUCUCAUACGCCCAGUUCAGUUCCUUUAGUAGCCGCAAGCUGCCGAGACCGCAGCUUCUUGAUUUCCGGAUAGAGCACAAAGGCAACAAGCGAGUUCGAACCGAGCCGCCACAGGACCGACAAAUCAAGAAAAUCAAGCACGUCAGUGACCCCAGGGAUCGCGAUGACGUUUUCACUGAUCGCUUGGAGAACGCCGGACAGCCUACUGGAAGCUUAGCUUUGGAGCGAAGCACCAGGGCCAGCACUGAAGCCCUGUCGAACGAGUCGCAGGACAAUUAUUCCAUGUCGCGCCAUUUCCAAAAGGGCACAUCGGCGAAGAAUGACCAUCAACCGCAGUCUAGACCACCACUUGCGGACAAGACUCCUCAGUCGUCCCAAAACGGCCCGUCUUCAACUGGACGUCGCAACAUUACCCGAACUUAUUCCAAACUUCCUGUCAAGACUUAG
This is a messenger RNA of Colletotrichum aenigma, 3615 nucleotides long. RefSeq lists its product as uncharacterized. Bases 1 to 3615 code for a protein of 1204 amino acids. The record is from RefSeq and is a predicted model, not a curated record. The transcript is spliced from 4 exons. Lineage: Eukaryota; Fungi; Ascomycota; Sordariomycetes; Glomerellales; Glomerellaceae.